Molecule: messenger RNA, 802 nt
Organism: Durio zibethinus
Lineage: Eukaryota; Viridiplantae; Streptophyta; Magnoliopsida; Malvales; Malvaceae
Source: RefSeq, a predicted model, not a curated record
UGCUCGACCAGGCAGGAGUGUGCAGCACGCGCCGACGCUCUUUAUCUCUGUUUAACCUCCAAAAACACAUUCAAAAUUUUCGAAAAUCCCUCCCAAAAUGGACACACCCUCUUCCUCUCAAACUGCCUUCGCUGCCGACGAGUGGGAGCUCUGCAGCGAAGACGGCUUCAUCUACAAACGUGAGAAGCGCGGCCGCGUUCUCAUCGAACCAGCAUCAGCACCGGCUGAUCCUGAGGAAGAGGAGCAACGAAGGAGAGAGUGGAAGAGGAAAAGUCUUCUCAGAGUGAAGGAGAAGUACAAGAAAGAGAUAGAGGAGUGGGUGGUUUUGUCGAAAACUUUGAAGGAAAUGCAAGAAAAGGCUUUAAGGUUUCAAGUUCAACAGCAAGAAAGAAGGAAAUUGAGAAAGACAGAAGAGGAGCAGAGAACGGCGUCGUUUUCAAGGUCGGAGAUAAAAGAUAAGGAUAACGCUUAUGGCUCUUCGGUUGAUGAGCUCCUUUUGCAGGCAGAAGCUCAAGAUAUGAUAAUUCGUGAUGUUUCAAAUUUGUGUGACAUAGGAGAAAAACUGUGUGAUGCGCAAGAGGAGCAAUUGAAGCAAUCUUAUUUUGAUCUUCCAAUUUGGGCAUCGCCGCGUGACCUAAUGGCAUCGCUUUGUGACGAUUGCCAACUUAUGUUGUAUCAAUGUGGGGAUAAUAUAGGGGUUCCACUUUUAGGCUUAAGAGGAUCAACAGGUUAUGCAUCAUUGAUGGUAAGGAGACAUUAUGGAGUUGAACAGUUUAUUCCUAUGACAUACAAGCUUAGCUAA